CAAAAAAAAAAACACCACAACUGAAUGAUAUGCUUAGAACCAUUUGUCACUUGUUUGAGCCAAUGAAAAUCUCUAUGGUCUUCCAAUUGAAACUAAAAUUUUAAACCUUGCUUUAUCUACCUCACACAAUUCUGGAAGAUGAAAUAAAACAACUUUGUGGACUCUUUCUCCAUCAGUAAAUUAGUAUAGUAGACAAGUGUUGACAUCACCAUUAUUAUAAUUGUUGAAUUGUUAAGUAAAUUACAGUGGCAUGUGUGUAUUAGGUACUUGAUAGUAUUUAAUAAUGAAAAUGAGUUUUAAUAUAAAAUCACUUACGGGAAAUACCUCUAAAAAUACAGACUGACUGAUGAAUUGGAGGACAAAGGCUUAACAGAUACAAUGAAAAUUUACAUAAUUUAGCAUUUAAAGAAAAUAAGCUUCUGUCAUGUAGGAACUCUAUAUUUAAUACAAAAGAACUUUGUAUCUAAGUGUUUGAAGAAAAUGGGGAUUAUCAUUUAGAGGAGUUGGUUUACUGUUUAUGGCCAAAGAUACAAAUAAUGUUAUGGAUUACCAAGCAGAAGAUGGUGAAUCUUUUCAUUGUCAAAGUUAUUCUAACAGGAAUAACAAGAAAGGGACUCCUAAUGAGGUGGGAGAGUCUACGAUUGGCGCUCUUCAAAAGUAAGCUGAUGAUGAUUAGGUAGGUGUGGUGAUGCACAUCUUAGUUCCAGAACUUAGGAGACUGAAGUGGGAGAAGUCUGAAGCUAGCCUGUGCUACAUAGUGAGAAACUGCCUCAAAAGAGUAGGGGGUAAAAUUGAUAGCCAAGGAAUUAAUAAAAUUCAGAAGCUUUGAUAAUUUGAUAAGUUGUCGAACAAUUAAUUUUUCCCAAUCCUGAGUUAGAAGAUUUCAUGAUCCAACAGUAGAACAGGCUGACUAUCAUAUAACUGAAUUUGGUGUUCAUGUGUAAUAAAAACCUAUCUUAGAAUAUGUAUUGAAAAUGUACGAUGCUCUCCUUUGUAACCUGAUGCUGACAUAAUGAAGUUAAGAGGCUGAAAUCCAGCUCUGUGCUACAGUAUUUCCAGCAAUGCACAAAACACCCACAUCAGUCUUCAGUACGACAGAGCUAAGUAGCAAUGAGCUUGCCUUGCUUACCUGAUGCCCUUGGUUUAAACACUACUACAAGGAAGGAAGAGGGAGGGAAGAAGAGAGGGAAGAGAAAAAAGAAAAGAAAAUGGACAGGGAAAGAGAGAAGAAGAAAAACAAAACAUUAGAUUAAUUUUUUAGACAAGAUCUAGAACUCCCUGUGUGCCCAGGCUGGCCUUAAACUUGUGAUCCUCCUGCCUCCAUCCACCCCCAAAUGCUAGACUCCCACCAUACUUGACUGUUUGUGUUUUAAAUAAGAAGAUAGGAGUAGUACAUGUCUUCCUAAGCCAAUAACGUGCCAUUUACCUGUUUGUAGUUAUUAUGGAAGUGUUUGUUUCCAAUCAUAACUUUUCAAAUCUGUUCGUUUGAACAUUGGUAAUAUGAUUCUUUGAUUUUGUUUUAAUUCAGUAUUAAUUGUAAACAAUCUAUAUCCUGUGUAUUAGUCAUGUGAAUUAAAUAGCCUCCUACACAAAUAUGGUUAUUUGUUUCAUAAGCUCUGAGAGAACCAGAGCUGUUUUACUGUAUCAUCAAUUUUGAGUGAUUUUAAUUACAUCUUGAAUAUCCAUCAACACUGCCAAAGCUAGCUAACUGGAUUUCAUGGGUAAAUGCCUGUUUAUUUUAGUCUUUCACCUGAGUUUCCUGCGGCCAUAUAAUUUGAACAAAUAAAACAUUUCACUGUAGAAAAAUCUAUCAGAUUCUACUCCCACAGCAGUCAUUUAUUCAUGUGAGCUGAUCAACUAUUAAACAUCGGGAAAUCAUGAACUAAAGGAAACUUUUUGAUCAACUUACCAUGCAAAUAAUUAAUACCAAGCUAAGUGUCAGAGAGUUUGACCAUGUAUUGGGUUUUGAAUCCUCAUGGAAACAAAUCCUCAAGAUCACCUGGCUGUUUUAUCACCUGCAUAAAUCAUCCAUUCCUAAUCAAACAGCAGUCGAGGUGACGGUCGUCAAGGGGAAAAAAUAAACUGUCAGAGAGUCGUUGUAAAGUACCUACAUUUUUAAUAAGAAGUCAACUAAAUAGAGCUCCAAACAAAUGGUUCAUCAACAGAAAAUUUCACAGAGAAUGUAAAAUAUUAUAUAAAGAUAUAUUUGCAGUGUAGAAUUACCGUAUAGAUUUUAAUAACCUUUACAUGUUUGCCUGCAAACGCCUAAUUUUCUGACUAAAAUGUGAAUUGGUGCUCAAGAAUGUAACUUCAAAGUUGCUUCGUGAAAGAUACUUUUUUAAGUAUUUGGAUUAUCAAAUAGUCUAUACCUUAAAAUGUAUCUUUAAAGUGUGCUCGUGGUGUCUGGAGUGAAGAAAUUUAAGUAAACAGAAGUUUAAAGAAUUAAGCAGCUUUAUGUAAAAUCAGUUCAUUUUGCUUCAAGAUGGUGCAGUAACUUAGAAAGGACUCUGCGUGCCGCUGUUCACCAACCAGGAGAAAGUGGUGCCAGAGCACAGAACCACCGAGUUUACAUACAGCACAAAGAGAGGACAAACAGAUACUCUCCCUCCUCCGAGCUGCGCCAGACUCAGGCCUUUAUUCAGCUGGAUUCCCGGCUUCUCUUCCGCACACUGGGGGUCCGGGCGGACACAACUGGGUCCUGAAGCCCAUUCCGAGAUCUCUUGGGGUCUGAGCAAGAUCCGCAGGACAGCAAUGGCGACUGGGCAGAGGGGCGCGGACUACAGAGGAUUCGUGCUGCUCUCCAUCCUCCUGGGGACCUGGUGGGAAGCCCGGGCAGGACAGAUUCUCUACUCCGUGUCUGAAGAGACAGACAAAGGGUCUUUUGUGGGAAAUAUCACCAAGGAUCUGGGACUGCAGCCUCGGGAGCUGGCGGAGCGCGGAGUCCGCAUCAUCUCCAAAGGUAAGACCCAGCUUUUCUCUCUGAACCCGCGAAGCGGCAGCUUGGUCACUGCAGGCAGGAUAGACCGGGAGGAGCUGUGCGCCCAGAGCCCGAGGUGUCUCAUAAGCUUUAACAUCUUGGUAGAAGACAAAAUGAAUCUUUACCCUAUAGAGGUGGAAAUAAUGGAUAUUAAUGACAAUGCUCCCAGAUUCUUAACAGAAGAAAUAAACGUAAAAAUAAUGGAAAAUGCAGCUCCUGGGAUGCGGUUUCCACUAACUGAGGCUACAGAUUCAGACGUGGGCACGAACUCCCUCCAGAAUUAUCAGCUCAGCCCCAAUCGCCACUUCUCCCUGGUUGUGCAAAGUGGAGACGAUGGGACUAAGUACCCGGAACUGGUGCUGGAGAAGGUUCUUGAUCGGGAAGAAGAGGAUGUUCACCAUCUGGUUCUCACAGCCUAUGAUGGUGGGAACCCACCCCGAUCUGGCACCCGCCAGAUCCGCGUGACAGUGGUGGAUGUGAAUGAUCACACGCCAGUCUUCUCUCUGCCCCGAUAUCAAGCGACAGUCCCUGAGAACGUGCCAGUAGGCACAAGACUUCUCACAGUAAGUGCUGUCGACUUGGAUGAGGGAGUCAACGGGGAAGUGACAUAUUCUUUCCGGAAAAUAACUCCAGAACUUCUACAAAUAUUCCAACUGGACUCCCUUACAGGAGAAUUGUCUACUUUAAAAGGUCUGGAUUAUGAAGAAUCCAGCUUCUAUGAACUGGAAGUUCAGGCUCAAGAUGGUGCUGGUAGUCUGACCAAGGCAAAAGUACUGAUCACGAUUUUGGACGUGAAUGACAAUGCCCCAGGAGUGACUGUCACAUCUGUGAGCAGCCCAGUCCCGGAAGAUACACCCCCUGGGACAGUGGUGGCUCUUUUCUACCUCCAAGACAAAGACUCAGGAAAAAAUGGUGAGGUGACCUGCUCUUUUCCAGAAAACCUGCCUUUUAAGUUAGAACGAUCAAUUGAUAAUUAUUACAGGUUGGUCACCGCACAAAACCUGGACCGGGAAAAGACGUCUAUGUACAACAUCACACUGAAAGCCACGGAUGGUGGAAUUCCCCCUCUGUCCACAGAAACUCACAUAUCCAUUCAUGUGUCAGACACCAAUGACAACCCACCCACCUUCUCAGAUUCCUCUUACUCCAUCUACAUCCCCGAGAACAACCCGAGAGGCUCCUCCAUCUUCUCAGUGACUGCUCAAGACCCCGACAGUGACAAGAAUGCCCAAGUCACUUAUGCUUUAGCUGAGGACACCAUCCAGGGGGUACCAGUGUCUUCCUAUGUCUCCAUCAACUCUGACACUGGUGUGCUAUAUGCGCUCGGAUCCUUCGACUAUGAGCAGUUUCGGAAUCUACAACUCAGAGUGACUGCACGCGACAGCGGGGACCCGCCUCUCAGCAGUAAUGUGUCAUUGAACCUCUUUGUGCUGGACAAGAAUGACAACGCCCCUGAGAUCCUGUACCCCACCCUCCCCACUGAUGGCUCCACGGGGGUGGAGCUGGCUCCCCGCUCAGCAGAGCCCGGAUACCUAGUGACCAAGGUGGUGGCUGUGGACAAAGACUCGGGCCCAAAUGCGUGGCUGUCCUACCGUCUGCUCAAAGCCAGCGAGCCAGGGCUCUUCUCGGUAGGGCUACACACGGGUGAGGUGCGCACAGCGAGGGCCCUUCUGGACAGAGAUGCGCUUAAACAGAGUCUGGUGGUAGCUGUCCAGGACCACGGCCAACCCCCACUCUCAGCCACCCUGACGCUCACUGUGGCUGUGGCCAACAGCAUCCCUGAUGUUCUGGCAGACCUAGGCAGCAUCCGGACCCCCAGCGAACCUGAUGAUUCAGACAUCACUCUCUACCUGGUGGUGGCGGUGGCCACUGUUUCCUGUGUUUUCCUUGUCUUUGUCACUGUGCUAUUGGCUCUCAGACUGUGGCGCUGGCACAAGUCACACGUGCUACAGGCUUCGGGUGGUGGGCUGGAAGAUAUGCCUGCCUCGCACUUCGUAGGUUUGGAUGGGGUUCAGGCUUUCCUACAAACAUAUUCCCAUGAGGUUUCACUCACGGCAGACUCUCGAAAGAGCCACAUUAUCUUCCCUCAGCCCAACUACGUGGAUACACUUAUCAGCCAAGACAGCUGUGAGAAAAGUGAUUCUUUGUUAACAUCCAUAGAUUUUCAAGAAUGUAAGGGUGAAGCCCCAAGUGUGCAGGUGAGUUCUCGCCUUUACUUCUUCUGUGUACCUGUGUGUGCGGUGUUCUCACAAUGCCAGAUGUUGUCUUCUAUUGCUUUCCACCUUGUCUGUUGAGGGAGGGGCUCUUAUUUAAAGCCAGAGCUGCCCAAUCUGACUCAUGUGGCUAGUCGGCUUGCUCUGAGAUCCCUGUCUUCAUCUCUCAUGUCCUAGGAUCACAGGUGGGCCACCAUGCCUACCUGGUACUUACAUGGGUUCUUGGGAUCCAAACCGUGACUCACGCUUUCAGGCAGGGCUAGCAAUGUAUCCAUGAGCCAUCUCCAAAGGUCCGUCUUCCCUUAUCUUUAUUUCCACAAGACUUAUAUUUUGAGUGAAAUAUUUCUAUCAUUUUGCAAAAACAAGAACUUCAAAAAUGUAGGUUUAAAACCAUUAAAAUGUUGCAGGAAAGUUUACCAUUUUGUUUCAGUGAUUGUACUUUGGCAAGAAGCACAGGUUGUGAUAUCUUUUAAUUAAACCCUGUGGACAAGAAUGUGAAUAAGUAGGCUAACACAUUUUUGUGCUGUCUACUGACUUUCCACUUCAC
This is a messenger RNA of Peromyscus leucopus (white-footed mouse), 5737 nucleotides long. RefSeq names its product protocadherin gamma-A7-like. Lineage: Eukaryota; Metazoa; Chordata; Mammalia; Rodentia; Cricetidae. Gene Ontology annotation, molecular function: calcium ion binding. Gene Ontology annotation, biological process: homophilic cell-cell adhesion. The record is from RefSeq and is a predicted model, not a curated record. Gene Ontology annotation, cellular component: plasma membrane.